Sphaeramia orbicularis (orbiculate cardinalfish) is the source of this 3770-nucleotide messenger RNA. RefSeq names its product solute carrier family 2 member 3b (gene slc2a3b). The transcript is spliced from 11 exons. Gene Ontology annotation, biological process: response to insulin; dehydroascorbic acid transport. Bases 218 to 1768 code for a protein of 516 amino acids. Gene Ontology annotation, cellular component: plasma membrane; apical plasma membrane; basolateral plasma membrane. Gene Ontology annotation, molecular function: D-glucose transmembrane transporter activity. Lineage: Eukaryota; Metazoa; Chordata; Actinopteri; Kurtiformes; Apogonidae. The record is from RefSeq and is a predicted model, not a curated record.
AAGAGGAGGGUUUGUACGGAAGGAGAAGCAGAGGGAGGGGUUUACUGAGUUCACUGAGUGUUAGAGCUGUCUGGGCCGCACAGUGCGACAUAAUCUGAGACCAUUAGGUUUUUCCAGUGACUGUAAAGAGGUGUGUGUUCAUAAGGAGUAAGAGGUUGAAUAGUUUUCAGUUUGCCACCUGAAGUGCCUUUGCAGUAUUCCUCAACAAACAGCAAAGAUGCAGCGUAUGGAGGAUGAAAAGCCAAAGAAGAAGGUGACGUUGUACCUUCUCUACUGUGUUUCAACAGCUGUCAUUGGCUCGCUGCAGUUUGGUUACAACACUGGGGUCAUCAAUGCACCUGAGGAGAAACUGCGAACAUUCUUCUCCAACGUGUCUAUGGAGCGAUAUGGAGAGCCCUUCAGCCCUGAAUCCAUCACCAUGGUGUGGAGCUUUGCAGUGGCUGUAUUCAGUGUGGGAGGCAUGAUAGGGUCCUUCUCUGUUGGAGCCAUAGUCAACAAAUUUGGCAGGCGAAAAUCCAUGUUAUUAAAUAAUGUCCUAGCUCUGGUGGGUGGAGGUCUUAUGGGACUGUCCAGCCUGAGUCGAUCGUUUGAGAUGGUCAUCAUUGGGCGCUUGAUUAUCGGUGUGUUUUGUGGUUUGUGCACGGGACUCACUCCCAUGUAUGUUGGAGAGGUCUCUCCCACCGCUGUUCGAGGAGCGUUUGGCACUCUGCAUCAGCUGGGUGUUGUCAUUGGCAUCCUGGUGGCACAGAUCUUUGGUCUGGAGUUCCUGCUGGGGUCCUCUGAACUGUGGCCUCUUCUGCUGGCUCUGACCAUCUUGCCUGCUGUGCUGCAGAGCAUCAUGCUGCCCUUCUGCCCCGAGAGCCCCCGCUACCUCCUCAUUGUCCUCAACCAGGAGGAGGAAGCGAGGAAAGCACUUGUGCGUCUGCGUGGUCAUGAGGACGUGAGUGAAGAUAUUCAGGAGAUGAAAGAAGAAGGCAUGAAAAUGGCCAUGGAAAAGAAAGUGACCAUCCUUGAACUCUUCCGCUCUCCAAAGUACCGUCAACCAAUCAUUAUUGCCAUUGUUCUGCAGCUCUCUCAGCAGCUGUCUGGCAUCAACGCUGUGUUUUACUACUCUACAGGUAUAUUUAAAACUGCUGGUGUAACUCAGCCAAUCUACGCCACAAUAGGAGCUGGAGUGGUCAACACUGUGUUCACAGUUGUCUCUCUCUUCUUGGUUGAACGGGCGGGGCGAAGGACAUUACAUCUUGUUGGUUUGGCUGGAAUGGCAGUCUGUGCCCUCAUAAUGACCAUCUCACUUUCUCUUGUGGAGACCAACAAGUCUCUAAGCUACCUGGCCAUAAUUGCGGUGUUUGGCUUUGUUGCUAGUUUUGAGAUGGGUCCAGGUCCCAUUCCAUGGUUCAUCGUAGCUGAGCUCUUCUCCCAGGGGCCCCGACCUGCUGCUAUGGCCAUUGCUGGUUUCUCCAACUGGACGGCCAAUUUCCUGGUGGGACUGGGUUUCCCGAAACUAGCGGAACUUUGUAAGAGUUAUGUCUUCAUUAUCUUCAUGGUCCUCCUCAUCAUUUUCUUCAUCUUUACAUAUCUGCGAGUGCCUGAGACCAAAGGACGGACCUUUGAUGACAUUGCUCAGGGAUUUGCUGCAUCUGAAAAAUCUGCCAGCUCCCCGCCACCAGACGAAGUGGUCGUGGGCUUACCUGAGAGUAAAGAACCUAUACCCAUAUCUCCCACAGAAAAAGUUCCCAUGGUGGAUCUUCCUCCAGAAAAGCAGUGAAAUAUUUAAGGAAGAUUCAGGGUACAACAGAGAUAACAGGUUUCAAGCACAUAGAUAUUAUAUAGAGUUUAUUUAACUCAAAUGAUGAAAAGAGCAGCUUAACGUCACAGGGUCAGUUUAGAACAGGCCAAUUCAGUGUCUUAAUGCCUGUAAGAGGAUUUUAGUUUUUUAAUAUAUGUUUAUAGCAUGCCUUUUAAAAAUGAAAUUCAGUGUUUUAUGAAGAUCCUCUAAGUAAUUGUGUUUUACAAAUUCUGAAAAAUUUGACCAAACAGCAUCUAAGUGUACCUUCAAUGUGAGCCAAACUUAACUUACUUAAUGUUUGUUGACAUUUAAAGUGCAAGCUUCAUGCAUAUUACCACAUAAGAGGAUCAACAUAUGUUCAGUGUUAAGACUCAAGCCCUGAGCUACCCCCAGUGUUAAAAGGCUCUAGGAUUUGGGGUUUUAAGUAUUGAGGUCAAGCUUGAAAAGCCGGUUUUGGAGCAUGGUGGCUUGACCCAAAAAGCCUGACUCCGUCCUGUCAGUCUGAAUAGGUCCCAGAGGAGGGGAGCCAUGUUGUCUUGGGUAGAUACAAUAAACAUGGAGGAGAUGCUAUUCGAGUCCCUCUCAGCUUCAGGUACACUAAAAUUCUCACUACUGAUUUUAAAUAUAUUUAUGUGUGACAAAGAUUAUAGUGUACAAAAGUUUGCUUCUCACCCUAUAAUACAAUAGUGUGAUGUCAGCAGGACUCAUGCUGAUAAAGAAGUAACACAAGGACAGUUAGAUAUGAGCUCAGUCUGCACCAAAAAAAAUAUUUAUAUGAAAAGUUAGAUAAGGUAUAGUCAAGCACCUCCAAGCCUUAACAAAGCUACAGGAUUAAUGUUCUUUAAAGCACAACUUAACCUCUUGUGUUUAAUUGUUUCAGGGCAGGGUACAGCCAGGAUGACAGAAUCACUCCUGUUGUAGUGCUAUAGUUUGCACAGUACAUUACAACAUGUAUAUGAGUACAUGUAGUGUUUUGAUACUCCACAAUUCAGGUUUCUAGUUAAGUUACUGUACAAGGCAUUGAAAAUUAUUUUUUCCAUUUUUGUACUUGAAAUUCUCCUGAAAAGAAAGUGUCACUAUUCGCAGGAAAGGCUACAUCAUAGGCCAUGAAAUAAAACAUCUUCACCUCUUUUAAACGGUGUUACAUCAAAUAAAAGGUUUGCAUCUGUGUUUAAUGCUUGAGGUAUGUGUAGAAACGCAUUUUGGGCUGAUGAAUAAAAAUAUAUUUCAACUGGAAGAAAUGGAGGCAUUGAGUACAACACUAAAUGAGUACGUUUUGUGAUCUUGCGUAAUUAUUUCUAAGUGUUUGACAUCGUGUAUAUAUUGUAGAAUUUCCCAUUUUUAUUGUUAUGAUCAGCUUUGUCUGCACAAUACACAUGCUUACAAAUGUGGGUCCAUGUUUGUAUAGUUGCAUCUUGUCAAUGUGCGCACAAUGGUAAGGAAGCACUUUGCAAUAUUUGAGUGUUUCACUUGCAUUUGCAGUCUGCCUUCUAUCUACUGAUAGUUUGUAUUGUAUGUUACUCUUACAUGUAAAUAUAUGAUGUGUUUGGUAGUAGUUUCUCUGCUACAGGGCAUCACAUCCAUGUUUUUCUUGCACUCUAGCCAAACUGUUACUAUGGUGAAUGUCACUUUAUUGCUUUGCAGUUCUCCACAGUGUUAUGUGUGUCGUUAAUAUGUAUAUUUUUGCCCUUGUAAUGCUUUUUUGUUGUUGUUGGGAAUACAGAAGCAAGAAGUGAUGAGAGUUGUGUGAAUUGAUCUAUACUCUUUAUGUUAUAGGGCUCCUCUGCUGCUAUAACAAUAUGAGACAAUGCUUUGAGAGACGUAAAGGAAAUAAAGUUCUCUAUCUAUGAAGGGAAAGUCUUACUUUAAUUAUGAGUGAAAUCAGAGCUCUUCAGCCUCUGUAAUCCUCAGAGUCAAACAAAGUUUGUUGGCAUAAAUGUUUAAUGUGCUUGUGCCUCCUAAAAUGAAAGCAUGAGACUUG